Argentina anserina (silverweed cinquefoil) is the source of this 862-nucleotide messenger RNA. Its product is annotated as carboxylesterase 1-like. The annotation marks the transcript as partial. The transcript is spliced from 3 exons. Gene Ontology annotation, molecular function: hydrolase activity. NCBI's taxonomy places the organism in Eukaryota, Viridiplantae, Streptophyta, Magnoliopsida, Rosales, Rosaceae. The record is from RefSeq and is a predicted model, not a curated record.
CUCUCCAAAGACAUCCCUGUAAACCCUGCGACCCAAACCAUGGUCCGGCUCUUCCUCCCCCGGAAUGUCCUUGGCUCAAAAACCAAACUCCCUCUCAUGUUUUACUACCACGGUGGUGGGUUUCUAUUGCAGCGCAACCUCACAGUUUUCCAUGUGUUUUGUUCCAACAUGGCUAUGGAACUCCGAGCUCUUGUUGUCUCCGUUGAGUACCGUCUCACCCCCGAACACCGCUUCCCUGCAGCCUACGAGGACGCCAUAGAUGUCUUGUACUGGAUCAAAACCACAGAGAAAGAGUGGUGAUCAGCUUGUGCCUUUGAAGAUCAAAGGUCUGGUAUUGCACCAUCCUUUUUUGGUGGAUCCGAAAGGACCGAGUCGGAUCUGAAGAUGGAGCAUGAUCGAAUUUUGCCACUACGGUCAAGCGAGGCAGCCUGGAACUUGGCGUUGCCUGUUGGCGCUGACCAUGAUCAUGAAUAUUGCAAUCCAACGGUAGGUAAUAGAGAUGAUAUUUGGGAAUCUAUUUGGGCCGUGGAUUGUACGCAGGAUUUUGGUUCUCGCUUGUUAUGGAGAUGGGGUUGGCGAAAAUAGUAGAGGAGAAGGGUGUGGAAAUACGCGACCCGUCUAAAGCUCCGGGUUUAUUUGGCGUGUUGAAAAUUUCGUGCAUGUGAACGAGUCGUGCCUAUCCAACUAGAAGUAAAGCUUGGGGCCUUGGAAAUAUGUAUGUCUUGGAAGAAAAUGAGGAUGCUGCCAUCUCUACAAUGAUGUUUGUAUUGGUAGGGCAUAUUAAUUUUGAUGGAAAAAAAAACCCGAUGACAAAUUAAUGAAAUUAUACCGAAGCAUAUGCGUCACAAGUUUUCUUUUUCUU